This is a messenger RNA of Trichoderma aggressivum f. europaeum, 285 nucleotides long. RefSeq lists its product as uncharacterized. The record is from RefSeq and is a predicted model, not a curated record. NCBI's taxonomy places the organism in Eukaryota, Fungi, Ascomycota, Sordariomycetes, Hypocreales, Hypocreaceae. The transcript has a single exon. Bases 1 to 285 code for a protein of 94 amino acids.
AUGUCAAGCGGACAAAUCGCUGCGCCUUUUGCCAUCAAGCCUUCCCAGCGGGCUAACAUCCGGCUGGCAACGGCUCAGGACCUCUACUCCACGCUGAGCAGUUGUCUCAGCCCGCUAAAAGGACAUCAGCGACCAGCCAUUCCUUUUGAUAAUGCCGCCAUGACCAAGCAAGGCGACGGCUCUGCUCAUCCCAUCCUUGAGGAUGACUACACCGUUCCAGCGCCACCUCCGCCUAGCCCUGUUAGUUUCAGGGCCGACCGCUGGCCCGCGCCAGCUUGUCACUAA